Molecule: messenger RNA, 822 nt
Organism: Didymodactylos carnosus
Lineage: Eukaryota; Metazoa; Rotifera; Eurotatoria; Philodinida; Philodinidae
Source: the annotation of a GenBank genome assembly
AUGAUGAUGUUCAACACUGGCUGUUUAGUGGAAACAUUCGGCAUUAUUAAUCUGAAUUCAUCACAUAGACUUCAAUUAAUACCCCUAUAUCUUGAUGGCGAAGCGAAGAAUUGGUGGCGAUUAAAUAAAGAUAGCAUUCACUCAUGGCCGGAAUUUAUGAGCAGAAUCUCGAAUGUGUUUAGAAGAUCUGAUCAACACUCACUUUCAUUUCACCAACUGAAUAAUCAUAUACAACGAUCCGAUGAAUCUGUGAUUGAAUACUAUAACACGAUGAUCAAAUUAUGUAAUCAAACUGAUCCGAAUAUGACUGAUACUUCCAAAUUAAAUUAUUUACAAAUGGGUUUAAAGCAGUCAUUACAAAAAGACGUUUUUCGUCGUCAUCCACCAACGGCAUCUCAAUUCUUUCAAGUAGCACAAGAAGAAGAAUCAUUACAAACUUUUGUUCGUAACCAGGCAGCGUUAACUGCCUCGGUCGCUUCCCUCCAGUCCAAAGCUGAGCCAGAAACGUCUGUAUCAUCUGUUCAAUGUUCACCUCAAAAACCAAGUGCUCAUCCAGCACCAUAUCAUCAGAAUUCGUCUGCUACAAAAAGUUACAAUCCUCCUCAUUAUCCACAACCUACUAAUAGAGCACAUACCCCAAAGAAAGCAUCUCCACGCUGUUUUGGAUGUGGUAAACUCGGACAUUUCAUCCGCACUUGUAUUCGACAUCCUCCAAAAAAAGCCUGUCACCGCACAAAUCCUUCGUUGGCAUACAUCGGUGUGUUUCUUCUGGGAAAAGAAUCCGAGCCCUUGUCGAUACUGGUGCUACACAUUCAUUUAUAA